Molecule: messenger RNA, 786 nt
Organism: Trichomonas vaginalis G3
Lineage: Eukaryota; Parabasalia; Trichomonadida; Trichomonadidae
Exons: 1
Coding region: 1-786 (261 amino acids)
Source: RefSeq, a predicted model, not a curated record
AUGAUUUUUAUCAAAGGAAUCCUUCACAGCGUUCCAACAGAAUUUUUGCACAAACCAAUACAGACUUUACUAACUCUUGCUGAUCCAGCGAGUCCAGGGUAUGGAAUAAUAUCUACUUUUGUAUGUUCUUUAUGUCCAAACUAUAUUUCUGUUGAAGAUUUAGUUCCAACUUUGUCAUCACAAUACUUUGCAUCGCCAAUGGAGUUUCAUAAUAUAUUCUUGAGAUGUAAUACACAAUCUGAGAGCGAGAUAUUGCUAGGAGUUAAGAUUUUUUCAAGAAUUAUGGUAUUAUCUUUUUAUUGGUCUAGAAUAUCAGCCUAUUAUUUAUCAAUUUUACUAGAAAAGGGUAGAUUUUAUGAUAAAGUACAAGAAUGGUUUUCUGCUUUCCUAUUACAACUAAAAGCAUCAACAAUUAUCCAAGAAAACGAAAGAAAAUACGUAACUAGGAGAAGAAGACUGAAAGAGAUAUUUACAUCAAGUUUAUUUGCAGAAUUUGUUGUUGUUUCUGAUUUAUUUGAUAUUUCAGAAUACGAUGAAAUUAUUCCAACAAUAUCUGAAAUAGAGAAGAAGAUAGGUAUUGAAGACCUCAAGUAUUUGCCUUUCCAUACAAAAGGAUUAGAUUUGAUCACGAGCACUAAAAAGAAACACAGAAAGAAGAAGAAACGCUCUAAAUCUGUCCCACAUAAUCAACCUUCAACUCCAACUAAAGACCAGGAGAGUUCUGAAGAUCUAAAUCCUAAACCAAAGAAGAGAAUUAGAAGAAGGAAGAAAAAGAGCAACGACUAA